Messenger RNA from Osmia bicornis bicornis, 9556 nucleotides. RefSeq names its product fasciclin-3 (gene Fas3). The record is from RefSeq and is a predicted model, not a curated record. Gene Ontology annotation, molecular function: cell adhesion molecule binding. NCBI's taxonomy places the organism in Eukaryota, Metazoa, Arthropoda, Insecta, Hymenoptera, Megachilidae. Gene Ontology annotation, cellular component: cell-cell junction. The transcript is spliced from 8 exons. The coding region runs from base 212 to 1621 and encodes 469 amino acids. Gene Ontology annotation, biological process: cell-cell adhesion.
GCGCCGAGCUAUCUGGUUGGCACUCGCGUCGAGUCGGGCACUUGUAUUCGAAUUGACGUCGCACGUCUUUCGUAUCUCGUUAUAUCCUCGUGUUUCACGUUGACCACGUUCGCGUCAGUUUCGUUACCGAGUUUUGUGCUCCGUUCGGUUGAAACGCGCGAUUAAAUCGCAGUUCGUUCCAUCAAGGAAGUUAGACAGUGAUUUUUUUGUGAUGUGCAUGGAAUCGACAAGCCACUUCAAGAUGACGAUCACCUGGGUCUGUCUCAUUGCCCUGUUGUGUUCUACGGCUGUUAAAGGAUCGAAAUCAAAUCUAGUGGUGGACAUCGAGCCGAAACGACAGACAGCGGUGAGACUGGGCGAAAGUCUGCAGAUUUUAUGCAGAGUCGGCAGACCUCUGCAGGUAUGCCGUGUCGAGAUACCUGGCGAGGAUGGUGGCAUGGUUUUGUCUAAAGGACAACCACCCGAAGAUGGUAUCGAGUAUUACGGGGAGGGUACUGAGGCAGGACAAUGCGGUGUUCACAUCGCCAAGAUCAAGGAGAUCCAUGACGGUAUUUUCAAGUGCACCCUGACACCCACCGAUAGUCGAGCGGAAGUACAGGCGUCCGUAAAAAUUAUCGUUGCUAAACCACCGAGCAAUCCAGAACUUCAUACUAGUCCUGGAUCAUAUGGCAGAAAUAUAUACAGAAAAGGAGAAAAAUUGGAAGUCAGUUGCAGUGCACCAUCUGGAAGACCAGCGGCGAACGUCUCUUUGUUCCUUGACGACGAACCUAUUGGUAACGAGGAGAGACCGACAAUUUAUGAUUCGAACGUGGACGACAACUCGUUGGCUGUACAAAAUGCAUCUCGCAGUUUGGAUUGGACGGAUAAUGGAAAAAUUCUUCGAUGCGUCGCCAGUCAUAUUGCCCUCGACAAACCAAAGGCAACUACCAUGCAACUGCAAGUUUACUAUCCUCCUCAACCACAACCACAACCAAUCGAACGUUUCGGAUACGUGAUUGGACGACAAGGAAUCGUAAAUGUAACCGUUUAUGCAAAUCCUAGGCCACGUUUCUUAUGGCGGGUCAAUGAAGAAAAGAUCAACGAGGGUCGUCCAGACGAGAGCAACCGACUUGAGACUUCAAGUGCUGUUGAUCUGGGAAGAGGAGCGUGGAGCGCUAUCCUCAGAAUUGAUAGUGUUCAGAAAUCUGAUACAGAAAAGGCAUACAUCCUAGAAGCGCGCAACGAUGAAGGAGCUAACGAAUACCGUAUCGUUUUGUCGACAUCCACAGAACCCGCAGGUGUAGAUUUAGAUGCUGGUUCUAUCAUUGGCAUCGUUGUCGGAGCCCUGGUGCUAAUUCUCAUCGUUUUCAUACUAAUUUUUGCCCGUGCGACCGGACGCUGGUGCUUCGCAGCGAGGCGUCGGGGCGACGAGGAAGCUGCGAGCGGUGUCGGCGCCGGAAGCGAGGCGCACAUCACACCCGGGGACGAGGACGAGGAGGAUCACGAGGACCCGCGUAUCAUCGACGAGAAAAUACCUCAGGGUGGCCAGGAGAAUCCGAUACACGCGAGCACGGAAUACGUGAACGGCCGUACGGACGUGAAGGAGACGAAGAAGGACGAGAAAACGGACACGCCUGUUUAAAGACGAAUCAUCCGUUCGACGGUCGUUCCCUCUUCAAUCGCGGAAAUAAGCUGUCACCUCUUUUAUUUUUAGUUCGAUAACCCUUUGCACUUGCCUCACUCAUCAAUUUUUUUUAAAUUUUUUAUCGCGAUAUUUAACGCGUUCAUAGUCCAAGAGAGAAAAAACAAGCGUGUUCUAUAAAUAAAUCGUGUUCGUUAUUUUUAGCUCUUCGUUAAUUUUUUAAUGAUUCUGAUACACUUCUAGCUUCGUGUUAUGAACAUCAUAAGGCGUUCGUUAAAUCUGACCCUCUCAUAGUACUUAAGGGUUGAAUUAUUUCACAAAUGUAAAUACCACUCAUAAUUUAAUUACCAUACGAUAAUUUAAUUAUUAUACGAAAUUUUAAGCAUAUAUUGUGUUUUAAAUAUAUGAUCCAUUGGACUAUGAACGUGUUCAAAUGAUUUAUACGAAUCGAACGGGGUUGCUCGUAUUCAUCGCAAACUUAUGGAAAUUGGCAGUAUUAUUUUUAUAGAAUUUAUUUUUAUGACCUGAAUGAUAGAUCUGAUUCUUCUUUACCUGUUUUUAACAAAUGACUAUAAGAUUUGCAUAGAAAACAAUUGUUAAAUAUAAGUCUAGACGGUCGAUUAAUAAUUAAUUCUUUGACUGGAAUUUCAUUUUGCCCCGAUUCGAUCCGGUUUAUCAGCAACAUAAAAAAAGGAAACAGCGGUCAAUGUUUGUCGAGUUAUCUAUGAUGCUGCUUAUCAUGCAAAUGACAAACAACACGGAGUCAAUAAUCGCAACGUUACACGUGAAUGUGCAAAGGGUUCAGACUUAUCAUAGGAACGCGAUACACGUGUCGCGUCUUCGCGUACACGUGACCCAGCAAAAUAUCUCAGCUGAAAUCUCAAUUUAGCAUAAGACGAACGAGCCUCACGAUUAUUUUGCGUAUUUAUUCCCCACGUGACACGCGUACAAUCAUUAUUUUCCCAACUGUGUUCGCAGACGAUGAUAAAUCCUCGCGUCCGAUAGAUCUGAUCGCUUUCGUUAUUUUUAUUUACAUCUUUUUUUCAUGAAAAUAGACAGCUGUUCGUGGUGUGAAACAUGCUGUUCCUCCGUCGCGUUAAUUAACCCUUCGCGGAUGAUCGAGCCCUGUGUAUAUGUGUUCAAUGAAAAUCAUCAUAGUCGCUUCAUAAACCACAUUCUAUAGUUCUUAACGCGAACGAAAAUACGGACGUUAUGAAUUUGUAACGCGUGAUUUGAAAUAAUACUUAUUUUAACUUUAAGCGAAGAAAUAUUUUCUUAGGUUUCUUGAAAGAAGAUCAUAGAUAUGGACGUUGUAACGCAUCCUUCGAUGACGAAAUAUUACUUAUGUUAACCUAAGCUGAGAGUAUUAGAAGCGUUACAUCCGCAAAGGGUUAAUCACGAUUCUCCGCUGAAUCAAUCAAUCCCUCGAUGCCUCGACAGCCGAGCAGGAAACAUUCGGUCUCCUCCCUUUUCGCCGUGUAACUUUUGUAAAUAGAAUUUUAAGGCGGAACCGCCGCCUUCUCUCAUUCUUCUCGCGAAAAUUCACACCGGGGAAAUUCGCUUGGAUCAAGAUUAUUCAUCACACGUUACUGUACAACAUUCGUCGAUCAAUUCUCGAGGAUAAUUAACGUGUUCAUUGUGGAUCCAAGUUGGCUGUGAUUUUGGAGAUAUGCAUGCAACACGGAUUCGCAUUAUUAAUAUUAUUUUUAUUUACUUCAUUCACGAUGUCCAUGGCCUUCGAUCCACAACGAAUGUGUUGAAAGACUAUCAUAAAAUGAAACGUCUUGCGACAAUUUGGUCGAAGAUUUAACGAAACAAGAUUACAUGGUAUCUUGUAGGGGAUGUUUAUACCCUCGAGAAAUUGAACGACGAUAAUAUCGCUAAGGUAUCGUUAGGUAACACGCGUUUACGAGCUGUCCUUAAAGUGUACCGUUCUUACUCUAGAAGAAUCGAUAUAUCUUAAGAGAAUCCGUGUAAUCGAGUAAAAAAACUCGAUCAUUUUCAACUUGAAAUUAUAUGAGACUGCUGGAUUAUGGUUGUCGUCUCGUUGUGACGUGAGAGUGUCACCAUCGAACGUAAUUUCUAAUAAAUGAAUAUACAAACACAGGAAGAACAGUCUCACGCUAGCGCGAACAAAUCAAAUUUUUUGUAGUCGAGUUUUUUCUAAUGGACACAUCAAGAGUACAGGGCCAGGGGGGAAUAUAGAAAAAAAAAAAUGUAAAAUUAAUUGCUCGUGCACAAUAGAAAAUUAUUUUCACGGUAUUAUUAAAUGUAUUCAAUUCUAUUUGUAAUACUUGGCCUGUUCCAAAACUAAUGAAUUUUUAUGUUACAUUUUUAAGAAUAUUACUUUAACUCUUUAGGGGCGAUAAACUCCUACACAAUGGUAGAUUUUACAAACCUAAAAAAAAGUAUACUUGGAAAUCCACCAAAAAAUGUAAAAGAUAAUUAAAUUACAUUUAAUAACAUAUGAAGCAAGGAGCAAACUACUUAAACCUUUUUAUUGAAGUUUUUUUAUAAAAUAACUUCUUUUUAUCCGUAAUUAGAAAAUAACUAACUUAAAAUAAUUGUUAUUGCCGUGAAGAAACGUUUCAAGUGCACGAGUAGAAAGAUCAAUCCAUUCAAUAUCACACCAUUACAUACGUUCGAAUACAUACGAACACAUUCCACGAUGUUGCUUUCCAUUCGAAGGCUAAAAUCGCCCCAUUUAUCCAGAUUCACAUGCUGGCUAAGACACGUGAGUGUAUCUCACGUUUUGUAAUUUAGAACGUUUCUCGGACAGUAUUAUUUAGAUUGAAAAACGAUUCAGUGCCUCGAAAUUGGGGCUGUGUUAUUUCUUUCAAUUUCGAUGUUACAAGACCACCCCUCCCUAUCAGUGUUUUUUCACAAAAUUUAUCAUUCUUGCACGCUCAAUCGAAGGUUCAACGACCAUUUGAAAAAUUAAAAAAAAGAACAAGUACACCUAUUACAAGUUCACGAGUACACCUAUUGAUACUUUACAAUCACGUGUAUCGUGAUUGAACAACUCGACAGAGGUUAUCGAAACUUUCCGAUAUGAUCGUUGACUUUUCAAAAAUUGCCGUUCUUUAAAUUUUUUGCAUGAAAUGUUCCGUUCAACGUCAUUUUAUGAAAAAUAAAAGCGCGAUGCUCGAAAAUAUUAUUCCACUUACAAAAAGUGAUGAUAUAUUAAAGCUAAUUAAAUUGGAAUAACAGCAAAGACAAUUUUGUUUUGCAAUACAUAUUCUUUUUUUGAAAUUUUACAACUCCUAAAGUUGUGAUCGAUUAUUGUGUUUCAAAAAUAUUUUGAAAGGUUGGCAAGUCAUAAAAAUCAGAAUCGUCGAUGCUAUUGUCUUAAUAAUUAAAAAAGAACUGCAUCCAUCCAGCAUCAAACAUUUUCACGUGAUAUCAAAGACUGGAAGCAUUCCAUCGAAGUUUUUCUACCGGAAACAACUUUUUUAAAUAGACUUUUUUAUACCACUGUAAGUUCAUUGAGAUUUCACGAUGGGUGUAGUCGCGAAACGAAUGAUUUAUAGAAAUAAUCGAUGACUUGAAACUGCCUGCGGAGUCCACGCCAAAUAAGUAUUGUGCAAAUAUCCCACGACCCUCGACAUCCCAACAUAAUAAUUAAUAAUGGAGGUGAUUAAUUAUUUUUUUUUCUCUCUUUUAAACGUUUCAUCAUUCGUUGCAACACCUGUUCUCGUGCGUCACUGAUUUCGUAAUCUAUAUGGUUUUUUUAUGCGUUUGAAGAGCGAAAAACAUUUAAUUAGCUCAGUGACUCGAUCGUUUUAUGAUGCAUUUAAAAAAAAUAAUACAUUAUUUUGUGUGAUUAACCCCCCAACAACAUCACGAACGGUCAGUGUGGGGUCAAUUUUGAUCCAUAAUGGAAUUUUCAUUAUCACCCUUUAAUGAGAAAUGAUCAAGAAGGUAAAGUACACAUUGCAGCAGUAUUAUUAUUAAGUACUCUUUGCAAGGACUCCGCCCAACAAAGCUUCGAUUCAUUUAAAAAUAAACGAAAAAAUCUCCGAGGAGUAAUUAAAUAUAAGACUAACCGCGAUUUGGAUACUUUAUAGUGUGUUUCGUGAUUUCAUUAUCAUUCCCUUCGACAAUAAGUGUUCUUUGUACUUUUGUACGGAUAAUCCUUGCUUAGCUCAGUCAUCGUGACAAGACUCGCACACAAAUACACACAUGUUACACGAUAUUAACACGGGGAAGAAACUUGACGAACGUAGAUGUCCACGGCGUGGUACGAAAGAGUAAUUAUUAAAAUAAAGAUAAUAUGAAUGAACGAAAAAAUAGAAAUAUGAAGAGGGAGAAGCGAGAGAAUCGAAACCCUGUAUCUUUGUCAUACAUUGACAAAACAUUUCCGAAUUCUGCACAUACACUCCUUCACUUUUUUCCCAUAUGCGAUCGUGUUUUCACUUACAAAAGAUAAUAUAAUCGUCCUAUCCAACGAGUUCCGGUGAUACGUCUGGGAACGACAGAGAAUUUUGUAACAGAAGACGCGAAACGGCGAUGAUAAAAUUAAUGAUUUUCUAGGCCGAUCGAAGGAACUGGUCGGAUAGAGACGGUCAAGAUUACUGCGUGUUGUAUAUAUUAAAUAUAUAUAUAUGAAAUGAAUAAAUAUAUAUAUAUAUAUAAAUAUAUUAUAAAUAUUAUGGUAUGAGAUUGAAUUAUAAUAGUAUUGAAUAUAUGAUAUAUAUUCUGUGUCGAGGGCACUUGGCAUGCAACUCGUAAAUAUUAUUAACUGAAUAACUUGUUUAUCUACUUGCACUCCAAUUGCCGAGCGACCUGUCGUUAUUCGUGAACUUUUUUGAGAGGAAGACUAUUUGUCGGUCAGAGUAAUAAGUAAUUAUACAUUUGAAGCAUGUGUGAGUUUAUGGAAUUCGCGAGAAACGGUGGAGCGAUCGUUUCUUAUUCCCUGUCGUGAAUUGCAAAGACACAAGAAUCGGGGAAUAUGGCAACGCGAAUGGAAGAUUCCAAGCGUUGAGUAACUAAAAAACGAAAGAAAAAAAAAUGGUAAAUCGAUUUUUCAAGUGGUUGUACGUUGCCAAUUAAGUACUUUGUAUCGUUGUUCGCGAUGUCGAAGAGUCGUUUGUGCCGUUCAAGAGGCUGAAUUUGCAUUCCUGUUUAAAUGGGUCGUGAACGACGCACGUUCUUACAUUUCUAUUGCUUUCUAUUACCCAGAGGCUAUCAAAUAUCAUCCCUUCCUAUUCUAUCUAAGUGUAAAAUAGUUUUAAGAAAAGAAAUAGAGUGCAAAAGAAAUGCAGAGAGUUAUCAGACCACCCCUUUCCAUUUUCCUUAUUUCUAAUUAUAAAACAUACUUUCUUAAACUCAUUAUGACCGAAAGGCUAUUAGAUUUUAACCUCUUUUAUGUUCCAAAUAUAAAAUAAAUGAUGGAUUUGUAAGUUCGUGCGUUCUCCACGAAUCCCAUGUAAUUGUUGUAGGUGGUAUAUGUUAUUUGUACGAACGAUUAACGCGUUAAUAUGUGUGUAAUAAAACGGAAACAUUAACACACGAGGGGAUGAUUCGUUGAAAAGACUGAACGAGCCUAGGCUACACGCAAUCUCCAACUAUUUCACAGUGUUCAUGGCCGAAUAACAAAGAAAAUGACGGAUUCGACGAAACUUAAGAAUCGUAUUUUACGACUGUUGCAAUUAAACCGGCCAUUCCUCGAACAUGGAUUAAAACGUUUUAGUGCCUUGGGGUUCCGAAUUUUGUUUAACGAAACAUUAACGUUCCCUAUAUAAAAGAACGUGAUUUCAAAAGCCAUUACCAUAUCAGAUGAACCUUGCAGCAAAAGUCUCAUUUGCAGUAUUUCUUUGAAUUUUAAGAGAUUGUCUUUUUUCUAAGUUAGAAGAUUAUGUCACGUCAAAAAAUCGUCAUUUAUAAGGCACUUAUACAGAUCCCUGAAAUGGUCACUUUAAUGGCAAAAAGUCACAAAUGAAGGAACUAGCAGGGUGAAAGAUCACUGCCAAAAAUACGCACCGAAAAAAUGUCAGAAUCCUUUUCACGAACAAUUCGAGGGGCGACGGAUUUCUCCGUUUUCUCUCGAGCACCCCGUCACAAAUCUCUUUUCUACGCGCAAGAAACGAAUUUGUCAAAGACUUUGCCACUAUAAACGACGAAAUAAACGGAAUACAGCGAGGAUUUCGUAGCUAAAAAACGUUCAACCUGUUCAGCCUUCGCGUACACCUACCAUGCGACAAUGAAAUCACGUCGAAACGAUAAACGAUUGUACGCGAAAGAAAGAGUGAAUGUGUGCGAGUAUGUAUGUUUAAAGAUAUUACGCGCGGAUACGUUGAUGUACAAAAAAAAAAAAAGAAGAAGAAAGAAUUCCUUGCGGUACAUUUUUAACGAUAUUAAGACACUUAUUUCGUAAUUGAUUUCUAUGGUUCGUUAUUCGUAAAGGCUUGUCUGAAUCUACGUGAUAAAUGUAUAAAAAUUGUGGGAAAAACAGUGUAGAAAUUAUUUGCAAACGUUUUUUUAACCCUUCUUCCUAAAGUCAUUAUUUGGUUUAAGUACCACUUUAUCAAAAUUUACUUUGAAAUAUUUAAAAGGUUGUAAAUUUUCAGAAAAUAACUCUACAUCCAACGAAGGGUUAAAAACGUUUAAACAAAUAUCCUCGAGUUUUCUGUUUUUCAUUAAGAUGGAAAGCAUGUGUUUUGUAGAUCUGGACUAGACUUUACGAUUAAUUAUUUAAAUCGCGAUGAUCAUGCUAUAAUUGUAUUUGUAUAUGUAUACACACGAAUUUGUAUGGAUAUAGAUGUGUACACAGGGUGUCUUGGUUUUUCUUUUAAAUUAACUUUUAAGUACUGUUAAUAUGAAACAGAUUACAAAAAUAAAAUUGCAAAAUUAUGUGUCUAUCGUACACAUCAAUUUGCACUGUCAGUGUUGAAAUAUUAUACUAAAAAAAUUAAUAAGAAUAAAUUAGACACAUUUCUGUCUCAAGUUUUGAAUAAGACAUUUGUGAUUUUUCUUUAUCUCGAAUCGUAAAAUACAUAGUAAGAAAACAUCGAAUCAUAGUAAGAAAAAAUUUAGAAUGUCCUGUGUAUACAUGCCUACACGAAUCUCAUUUUUUAAUAAUUGAUGCAUAAUAUUUUCUUUUGUCGUAAAACAUGAAAGCACGAGGUUGAUGAUUUGUGAAACAUGCGAUAUUAACGAGAAAAAAAGAUUUUACUGUAAUAUUAUAAGAAAGCAUGAUCGUUGGCCAUACAAUGGAGUAUAUAUAUAUUAUAUAUAUAUACAUAUAUUUAUGUUAAGUCUAGGUAUUAAAUAAGACUAUAAAAAAAAAGAUGGAGAUAAUGAUCGCGAAUACCUGAGUAUGGUGUUCUCUGAAACAUUUUUAGAAUGUCAUUUUCAUUAAUUAGGAAAUGAUCCAAAACUGGUAUAGAAAGUUUAGAAAAAAUAUCAACUCCUUUUUUAAAAUAAUACAUGGUUUACUUAUUCGAUAUUUUAUUUGUAACGAGGGCCCAAUGUUAAAACAGCAUUCAUCGAAAAGGAAAAAAACACUUUAAGAAUACUUCAGAGAUCGCUGCAUUAAAGUUUAAAAAUAAAAAGAAAAGAAAAGUGAAAAAAAAAUAAAUGAUACGAAAAGAGAUUAAAAAUUGAAAGAAGGAUGAAGUUUGAAUGUUACACGGUCGAUAAAUGGAAUACGAUCAGCACAUACACAUACCGUACACGUAUGUAUGUACAUCACAGAUUUAUACACACCGAAACAUAUUGCGAUCACACAUUGAAAACGAAUACAAGGUGAACAUUUUGUAUCUGUACUUUGUAGAUACAACGCAAUAGGCAGGAGUAAAUCUAAUUAAGAAUUCAAAUGAAAUUAAUAUAUAGAAGAGCUGUAUGUAAUUAACUGUAAGUUCAUUCAUCGCUAUGAUAUUAUACUUAGGUAUUAUAUGAUUUUUGAAAUAAAACAUUUGUUUUAAAUAUACAGAA